This is a messenger RNA of Leptinotarsa decemlineata (Colorado potato beetle), 1310 nucleotides long. RefSeq names its product Tyrosine-protein kinase Src42A (gene Src42A). Gene Ontology annotation, biological process: protein phosphorylation. Lineage: Eukaryota; Metazoa; Arthropoda; Insecta; Coleoptera; Chrysomelidae. Gene Ontology annotation, molecular function: ATP binding; protein binding; protein tyrosine kinase activity. The record is from RefSeq and is a predicted model, not a curated record.
AAGUGACCCGAAAAGUUUUCUAAAUAAUAAGUUAUAUAAUUUCUUUGUGUGGUAUAUAGGGCGUGUUUAUUCUAACAUCCUGAAGCUUCUCAAGAAACGUUUUUACCACUUGUCAUCGGAAAACAUCUUUAAUGACUUAUUUCAAGUAUGGUUAACUUAAGCGGGGGUGUAGUUUGGUGCUACAAGGAUAAUAAGUGGACUCCUCUCCAGUUAUCAUCGAUCAGACUCCAUGGAGUAUUGACUCAAGCCCACUGGGCGGCCAUAUCGGAGUUCCUUCGCAGAGUAGCCAAUAAAGAUUUGAUCCUGCAAGAUGACGGUUUCGCAGAGCUCACUGAUAAACACAAGGAACUCAUGCUCCAAAAUCUAGAUGUUAGGAACCUAAUUAUAGGCAGUGAAAAUGUGAUAAAAACGACUGAUGGUGCGGCCGAGCGAAAAGUCAGUCUCGGCCAAAUUCCAGAGGACAAAAUCGUAGAACAACCACGAAGGCCUUCGAUGCCAGAAUUGAGGUCCAUAGAUAGAAGCAAUUUAUUUAUUAAUAAUUUAUUUAAGUCCGAGACUGAUCAAAAGAAGACUGAUAGAUUGUCUAAGGAAAAUGACGAGAUCGUUCUGAGGCUGCUCAAAAAGUACUGCAAGUAUAGCAGAGAUGCGCUAGACGACGAUAUCGUCAGCGCCAUCGAGAAGAUUUCCGACGAGGAAGUCGUAUCGAAAUCGAGAAAAAUUAGCACCGCCGAAUUCGACCGAACUAGUCCGAAUCCGGCGCACGAGGAGGCUACUCCGCGAAGAAGGAAAAUGGGCUACGUACCUCGAGAGGAGAAAAUAUAUGAGAAUCUGAAUGAUUUUCACUUGGACUCUUUGGAGGAAGACAGAAACGAACACGUUCUCCGGUGGCUGAAGCAGCAAAACAAUUUGAUCACCUUCGACAACGUCCCUGCUAGAAGACACUCCACGGUUGAAAUCGCGAUAUCCUCGCCGACUGAUAGUCGAAAGAGUAGUUUAACCGAACGGAAGUCGUCUUCUUCUGGAUUCGAAUCGAGAAAAUCUAGCGUUACGACGCCCUCUACUCCGGAAAGUAGAAAGUCCUCGUGGUGUGAUAGUACAUUGAAUAGUAGGAAAAGCAGUGUCGGCUCCACUAGUAGUUGUUCGGAAUGUGAGGAAGGGGACGGUUUAACUCAGUGGCAGAAGUUUCUCAGGAAACAUCUCAGCACCAAAAACUCUGAAAGAAGAUUGAGGAAGCAGUGGCAGGCCUGGAGCAGGAAUAGGCGGAAGCUGAGCUCUUCCUCUGAUAGACAGUCCAGUGAUCUUGCCAGUCA